Molecule: messenger RNA, 1749 nt
Organism: Panonychus citri (citrus red mite)
Lineage: Eukaryota; Metazoa; Arthropoda; Arachnida; Trombidiformes; Tetranychidae
Product: 5'-3' exonuclease PLD3-like
Exons: 1
Coding region: 169-1524 (451 amino acids)
Molecular function (GO): catalytic activity
Source: RefSeq, a predicted model, not a curated record
UCAUCUCUUCAUUCAUCAACUAAAAGACAAUCAAAAGGGUGGCGUUAAUUGUCUUCAUUAUAAAAGUGAUUAAAGUUUUAAUUGUUCGAGUUAGUUGGUGAUACGAAUUUCUUUCGUUAAUUUAGUUACAUUGUUUCCAAUUUUCUCGUUUCCAGUUAUCCAAAUAAAAUGGAAAACUUAUCUUUCGGUUUGUUUUCUUUUGCUCUUUUGUUAUGUUCAUUGUCGUCAAUUAUUGCGAGUGAACCAACGGUUGUCACCAAUGGUACAACGGAAAUAACGGGCUGUCGAAGUCAAAUCGUUGAAACUAUUCCCGUUGGUUUGGUUUUCCCAAGUUACAAAGGUCCAAUUUUUAACUCGACGAUAUCUUCAUGGCUUGAACUUGUCUCUUCCGCUAAAUCAUCAAUCGAUAUUGGUUCGUAUUAUUGGACUUUAAUGUGUAGCGAUGUUGAAAAUCCAAUCAAAGAAAGUUGUCAAGUCGGUGAAAGUUUUGUUAACGCUUUAAAAGAAGCAAUUAAUCGAGGUGUUACUGUGAGAAUCGCUGUUAACGGGAAUGAUAAUAAAACUGCCGCUGAUCCUGAUUUACAGUUACUCAAAAAUGCUGGUGCUCUAAUUGCUAACCUUGACUUUGAUCGGCUUAUUGGUGCUGGGAUUUUACAUACCAAGUUUAUUAUCGUUGACAAUAUGAGUUUUUACUUGGGAAGUGCUAACAUGGAUUGGCGCUCGUUGACUCACGUUAAAGAGCUUGGUGUUUAUAUUCAAAAUUGUCCCACCUUAGGAGGUGAUUUAGCUAAAGUUUUUGAUGUUUACUGGACUCUUGGACAAUCAAAUGCAUCGAUUCCUGAACAAUGGCCUAAUAAUUUGGCAACAUCAAUUAACCUCGAAAAUCCCGUUAAUUUAACACUCGAAGGUAACACAGCUAAGGUUUUCAUGGCCAGUGCACCACCUCAAUUCAGUCCUAGAGGACGAACGGGUGAUAUUGAAGCUGUUCUUGAGGCCAUUAACACCGCUAAAAGAUUUGUUUACAUCGCUGUGAUGGACUAUUCUCCAACCUUUUUGUAUGGAUCGAAACCCGAAUAUUGGCCAGUUAUCGAUGACGCUCUUCGUAAAGCAGUAGUCGAAAGAGGUGUUGAAGUUAAAUUUCUGGCCGCUAAUUGGACUCAUACAAAAUACACUUCAGUACUUUUCCUCAAGUCUCUUAAUGAACUCAGUCGAUAUCCUGGUAAAGGCGCUUUAUCGGUUAAACUGUUCACCGUUCCAGGUACCGAUGAACAACAACGGAUUCCCUAUGCUCGAGUUAAUCACAACAAAUACAUGAUAACUGACCAAUUGCUUUACAUUGGAACUUCGAACUGGUCAGCUGAUUAUUUCGUCAACACCGCUGGAGUUUCAUUUGUCGCUUCUUUCGCCGAAGUGAAAAAAGUCCGAAAUCUUCGUAAAGAUGUUCUCGAUAUCUUUUAUCGCGAUUGGGAUUCGACUUAUGCCUCUUACGUAAACAAAUAUUCUGGUAAACGACGAUCAAAAUAAUCAACUAAUCAACAUUUUUACGAUAAUCAAAUGAUCAGUAUUUUCUUAAAUUGUCACAACAAUUAACAAUCUUUCAAUUUUCUCAUCUUUCUCUCAUAUUAAGAUUUUCUGUUUCAAUUAAUUUGAUCAAUUUUAAGAUGUAAAUAUAAUUCAAUUGAUUGUAACACUUAAUUCAAUUUAAUUAACAAACAAAAAAAGCAAUUUAAACAUCACAAGAGCCAAUAA